Prorocentrum cordatum is the source of this 1872-nucleotide messenger RNA. NCBI's taxonomy places the organism in Eukaryota, Dinophyceae, Prorocentrales, Prorocentraceae. The record is from the annotation of a GenBank genome assembly.
GCGGAAAACGCCGGUCGGGUCGCGCCCUGCCGCCCAGCACGCCCACCUCUGCUGCAGCUGCCACCUGAGGACCUUCCAACCCGUGCCCCGGGUGCACGGUGGCGGCUCUGCCCCCGGGCUACCCGUCCACAGCCCGCCCAGGCGUCCAGGUCGAGGGCCUGGCGGGGCCGCGGGCGGCGGCGGCGCACGCCUGCCUGGACACCUCCCCCGCCCUGCGCGGGGGCGGGGAGUGCCUGCUCGAGGUGCUGCAGGCCCUCGGGGGCCUGGAGCUCGAGGCCGGCGCCGCGGAGGAGGAGCUCGGGGCGGUCGAGCCGGCGCCGCCGCCCGAGGGGGAGCGGUGGCGCACCAUUCUCCGGAUCGACCACAUGAACGACCCGAAGGGGUACACGAAGGUCCUGGAGAGACUCGCAAAGGAGGAGGGCCUGACCCUGGAGCUGUUCUACCGGGUCGAGGAGGCGCGCUACAGGGACGUGCACUGCGUCAUCGAUGCGCCCGAUCGCACGGCCUCCGCGCGCUUCCUGAAGCAGUUCCGCGCGCAGAACGUGGACGUCGACAGGUGUGGCAAGCCGUGCCGGGAGCGUAAAUCCGAAGUGGUGCACGAGCUCCCCCUCGGACCGGCCGCGGUGGAGCAGCGCCCCGCCCUCGCCCGCACGGAGUAUGCCUCCCCCGGCGAGCUCGCACGGCACCUCGCCGCAGCUGGCCACGGCCCUCCCGUGGCCGCGCGGGGGCCCGCCCGAGCAGCCACGGGGGAGCGGCUCUGGGCCGCCGCCGUCGCAGGGGGCACCCGGCUGCACGUCUGCGUGUGCCCCGGCAGGAGGGCCUCGGAGCUCACGAACCGCGAGGAGCUCCGCGAGGACCCGCGCGCGCCCGCCCUGCGCGCGGACCUGUGCGCCCCGCCGCGGGAGGGGGAGGCGAACGCGGAGCUCGUGCGGCUCCUGUCGUCCGAGCUGAGGGUGCCCACGGCGCAGGUCUCGCUGCUCAGCGGGGGGAGGUCACGGGACAAGCUGCUCAAGAUAGCCGGCGUGACGCCCGACGAGGUGGAGGCGAUCCUCCUGGCCGCCCAGGAUUGACUGGCAGCCUUGACUCGGGUGGCCUGCGAUUUUGCGGCGGCUCGGUGACACGUCGGCGCACCGCACCGCGCGGCACCGAGGCGCUCGAGCUGUAUGUUGCUGGCAUCGCAGAAGCGAGGACUGCACAGGGCAUCCAGCUAAGGGAGACUGCGGCACGACGUGGAUUGCGAGGGCCGGAGUGAUUUCAUGCCGCUGUCUCCUGAGACUUCCCCCUCGGCCCCUCAGCCUCAUUCGAGGAUGACGAGCGGAGGGCCUCCUCUGUCCGUUCGACGUUCGAGGCAGCGCUGUUGAACGCAUUCGCUGAAUUACGCACAGAUUCGGACGAGUGACGUUUGCAUCACAAGAGGUCAAAUUGGCUAUCACGAAGUCCUAGCAGCCAUUAGGGGGCGUGUCCCAGCUUGCCACGUCCCCAGCAUAGUUCGGGGCGAGUGCGUUCUGUCAGUAUGAAGCGCCGCACCCAGGAUAAUGGACAACUUGGCGGAUGUGGAUCGGUGAAGGCUCCAGCGCUGUCACUGCUCAGGAAUGCCGCGUGUGCGAUUCAGGAUCUCGCAACUGAAGUGCCGGGGGCGAGGCUGUCGGCGCCGCAGAGGGCGCCUUUUCGCCCUCCACGUGGAUUCAGCGCGCGAUGAUUCCGUAUCCAGCGGCUCUCUCGCUCUCUCUCUCUCUCUCUCACUCGCUUUCGCUCCCUCGCUCCCCACUACGUUCGCUCUCGGAUGGAGGCUCGGCGGAGCCCCGAUUCGGUUGUCCGCAGUCCGUUGCGUGGUGUUCGUUCCUUCGUUGUUGGUUCGUGGACCACCGUCCA